CAAUUACCCAGGACGAUGCUGCUUUGAUCUGAUCCUGACCUCAAAGCACGAGAAUGAGGUUGUCGUCCGUGGUGAGCGCGGUCGCAGGACUGUGUAUUGCGGUCACAAGCGCUACUUCAAAUCUCACCACACCACAAUCCACGCAGAAGGUCUUGACAGGAGACUUCAGGCCUCCCCAAGUAUUCGAGAACACGAACCUCGUCCGGACAAUCAACCUCGAGAAGGGCUACGUUCGAGAAACCACGAACAUUUUGAUCACCAACACAGACAAGGCACCGCAGUCGGACUAUUACGUACCCUUCGAAUAUGACUUGAUCGGGAGGAUCGGAGGGUUUGACGCCCGGGACAAGAAGCAUGCUGAGAAGGGCGCUUUGGAAGUCACAAUUGCUGCCCUAGCAGAAGUGCUUGACGCACAAGGACUUUCCUCAAAACCUACACAAUACUACAUCAUCCAUCUCGAUGAGCCCGUCCCUCCCAAAGGAACCGUCACCCUAUCCAUAUCCUACCACAUCCUCGGUGUCCUCAAGCCUCUGCCUGCAUCCAUCCGACAAGAAGAAAAGCAAUACCUCACGUACGACUUCUCCGCGUACGUCCCCACAGUGUACAAGACGGCCAAACAAAAGACGAAAGUCAAAUUUCCUUCAUCGGACGUGCCCGAAUACACCACCACCAAGGGUCUAGUUUCGAAUACCGACCCAGAAAAACAAGGCUCACAGUUCUCCUACGGACCUUACGACACGGCUAAGAUCCCUCCUGGAACAGUCUACCCGGUGACCGUGCGCUACGAGUUCAACAAACCCCUCCUCGUCUGCAGCUUGCUGGAACGAGAUGUGGAAGUCUCCCACUGGGGCGGUAAUCUUGCAGCCGAAGAGCGCUACUGGCUCCGUCACGACGGUGCCACGCUGUCCAACCACUUCUCCCGUGUCGCAUGGAGCACACAGAGCUUCUACGUCAACGCCGGACAAAUGACUACUUCCGCACUGAGAGAGCUCAAGGUGCCCCUGAAGCCAGGCAGCGUCGACCCCUAUUUCACCGAUGAUAUCGGCAACGUGUCGACAUCACGCUUCAGACCGAACAACGUCCGUGAGGCGAGUCUGGAACUUAAGCCGCGAUAUCCGUUGUUCGGUGGGUGGAAGUACAGUUUCAGAAUUGGUUGGAACAACGCGCUGUCAUCCUUCCUGCGGAAGCUGAAGACUCCGGCGGACACGUACAUCUUGUCUGUACCAUUGCUCGAAGGACCGAAGAUGCCCGAGGGUAUUCAGUACGAACAUUUCGUCCUGCGUGUUAUUCUACCAGAAGGUGCGACCCAUGUGCAGUACCAGACUCACGGCGGCACGGGCGUGCCGAAUCUACAUGCCGAGUAUAGUCUGCAUAAGACGUUCAUGGAUACGGUGGGCCGUACAGAGCUGAAGCUCUCGGGGAACAACCUCGUAGACGAGGCGAGAGAUAUAACGCUCCUGGUGACGUAUGAGUACACUCUACUCUCGGCGCUGAGGAAGCCGUUCAUGAUCUUCGCUGGGUUUGUGGUCGUGUAUGUGGUUGCGUAUUUGGUGGGCAGCGUUGAUACGAGCAUCGGGAAGAGGAGGCGGUGAUCUGAGCCAGAGAUCACUCGGCGUCCAAUCCUGGGCUGAGUGUUUUGUAGAUUAAGCUGAAUCAUGGCUAUGGGUAAAAUGUUAUAGAAAUUCGACUGGGUCAAAAGCUCUGAAUAUUGCCAAUGUUCACUAUGCUAAGGUAUGCAGCAGAAAGCAUGGAAGCAUCACCCAAACAGUCUGCUGUUGCGAGAUGAACAAAGA
Molecule: messenger RNA, 1793 nt
Organism: Exophiala xenobiotica
Lineage: Eukaryota; Fungi; Ascomycota; Eurotiomycetes; Chaetothyriales; Herpotrichiellaceae
Exons: 2
Coding region: 54-1592 (512 amino acids)
Cellular component (GO): oligosaccharyltransferase complex; membrane
Source: RefSeq, a predicted model, not a curated record